This is a messenger RNA of Medicago truncatula (barrel medic), 891 nucleotides long. Its product is annotated as non-specific lipid transfer protein GPI-anchored 5. Gene Ontology annotation, molecular function: lipid binding. The transcript has 3 exons. Bases 94 to 648 code for a protein of 184 amino acids. NCBI's taxonomy places the organism in Eukaryota, Viridiplantae, Streptophyta, Magnoliopsida, Fabales, Fabaceae. The record is from RefSeq and is a predicted model, not a curated record. Gene Ontology annotation, biological process: lipid transport.
UCUCUAGUGACUUUUCCACCCAAAGAAACAAACCAAUUCAGCAUUUAAAUAUUGACAUUUGAUCACCAAAACUCAUCACAAUAUCUUAAAACAAUGGCACAGAGAAGCAUUGAGAUGCUGCUAAGCAUGUUAUUUGUUAUGGUGGCUCUUAGGGGUGUCACAGUGGCACAAACCGACUCAAAUUGCGCCAAUGUGCUCAUAAGUCUUUCUCCGUGCCUUGACUACAUCACAGGACAGACCUCCACCCCUUCCUCUGGUUGCUGCUCGCAACUUGCCUCCGUGGUGGGGUCACAGCCACAAUGUCUAUGUGAGGUUGUUGAUGGCGGUGCUUCAUCUAUUGCUGCUAGUCUUAACAUCAAUCAGACUCGUGCUUUGGCGCUCCCCAUGGCUUGCAAUAUCCAAACACCUCCUAUCAAUACCUGCCCUGGCUCAACUACUUCGUCUUCUCUUCCAGCUCCGGCAGGUGUUUCUAUUUCCAACAUUCCAAAUUCUCCUUCAGGGUAUUUUACAUCAACAACCGGAAGCAGUGGAAGUAUCCGUGGCUCAACCUCAUCUUAUAGAACAUCAAGUUCUGUGAAAUUACAAUGUUCUUUGCUUGUUCUGGUUAUCAUUGCAAAUUUGACAUUCACUUUCAUGACCAUGACUUAGGCUACAUUCUGCAUAUUUUUGUAUUGUCUAAAUUCUACUACUGAUUUUUAGCACACUCUCUUUUUUCCCCUCUUACACCUUAACCAAGUUAGGGAAUAAAAGUCACAGUAAACUAACUAUAUUACCAAUGUGAGUUUUGUAAUUGAAAUCACAAAACACGUUUGAUUGCAGUACAUUUGAUAGUAUGUUAUCCAGUAAGAUGUAAAAUGAUUCAUAACGUGAAAGAUAUACUUGUUCGUAAAA